This is a messenger RNA of Styela clava, 892 nucleotides long. NCBI's taxonomy places the organism in Eukaryota, Metazoa, Chordata, Ascidiacea, Stolidobranchia, Styelidae. The record is from RefSeq and is a predicted model, not a curated record.
UCCUUCAAGUAGCUAUGAGCACUAUUUUUCACAUACAUACAUACUUUGUCGAAAUUGAUGCCGUCAGGUUAUAUAGUUUAAGUAGAUAAUCAAAGGAAUCGAUAUGAAGGUGUAUUGUGUUCUCCUAUUUAUAGUCUUAGCUGUUGCGGCCGUAUAUGUUGACGCCACAUUGAUACAUCGUAUAAGAAGAGAGUCAUCAGGCGAUGGAAAAGAAGGCUCGACAACCGACAAUGGAAGCGGGUGCUUGGGUGAUGACGAGGACUGUGUAGUAACUGUAUCACCGACCAGUGGCGGGAACGAAGGCUCGGCGUCCGGCCACGGUUGUACAGCGGACGACGAAGACUGCGGAGUAACUGAAGCACCACCAACCGAUGGUCCAGUAACGGAUGAUGGCGAAGGCUCUGGUGAUACAACGGACAGCCCUGGCGAUGGAAGUAACGAGACUGGAUCAGGCGACGGAGGUACCGGUACCAAUUGUUUGGAAGACGAUGAAGAUUGUUCAGGCAGCGGAGGGGGAACAGAUCAUUCCGGCGAAGGGAGCGGAGAGGAGCCAUCACACCCUGGCGACGGGGAAUGAUCCGAAGUAAAAACAUUAUAGGCAGUUAAACAUCAGUAGUCCACAAUCAUCGUCAAACGUGCAACAGAUGGUCUCCAGCUACAAUUCAUAAUCGAUGCUAUUUCAAUGGUUCCAACGUAAUAGACCAAAUUAGAUCAAUCUUAUUGUUGUACAUUUUCAUCGAAACCUGGUCAAUUGUUGACCGUCUUCACAAAGGUUUUGUUAACACCUAUUCAUCGUAAUGUUUGUUUUGUACAUUUUAAAUAAUACAUAUAUCAUAUACAACCAUGUUGUAAUUUUCUUAUUCAUAUCAGGAAAGUAGAUAAGACCACUUAA